Molecule: messenger RNA, 4421 nt
Organism: Haliotis rubra (blacklip abalone)
Lineage: Eukaryota; Metazoa; Mollusca; Gastropoda; Lepetellida; Haliotidae
Product: UNC5C-like protein
Exons: 2
Coding region: 1-1833 (610 amino acids)
Biological process (GO): netrin-activated signaling pathway
Cellular component (GO): membrane
Molecular function (GO): netrin receptor activity; protein binding
Source: RefSeq, a predicted model, not a curated record
AUGGCGUUAAUGGAACCAGACGAUAGCAAAGAGUCGGUCAAACCAGAACUUGGAAUGUUUGACGGACCAGGCGAAAAAAUGGCAUCUGAAGAACAGCGCCACGUCCUGGAGAUUUCCAUCUCCAGCCCCAUUGGGUUCUAUGGAGGUGUUCAACGACUUAAUCCCCUUGCUGUUGGUUACGAAUCUAGUGACCAUGCUUGUCACCUCCACCAAGGAGAACAUCAUCCAGGAAUUCCUGAUACAGUUGUGUGUGGUGAGGGCAGACAUGGUUUCGAAGACCAAGGGGAGGCCAAUGCAAGAUAUGAUAGUGGAUAUCCUGUGAGUGAACAGAACACAGAUCACGAUUCUCUUCACAUCGAUCCACUACUGUUUGAAGCAGGAAUACAAGAUCUGUUCAUUGUAACUGAAAGAAGUAUCAUGAAAACUGUGGCUGAUAAGCUGGUGGUAAUGGUAGCCCAUCUGGUUGACCACAGAGGGGAUGUUCUUAUUCUCGACAAUAUGGGUAUAUCUCUACGUGUUCCUCCUGGUGCCAUCCCCAGAGGUCAGAAGCAGGUAAUGACUCUAGUUCUCGUUUGGGACUUGGGAGACAGUCCUGAAAUGGAACCAUAUCAAGCUCUUGUUAGUCCUGUAGUGUAUUGCGGGCCUCAUGGUCUAAAACUAAAUGAGCAAUGCAUCCUAUCGUAUAGACACUGUGCGUAUGAUCCGGCAAGCAUCAAAAUUAUGGUGAGUGAAACCGAGCUGACGCAUCAGAAGGAAUGGAACGUUUUGUGUGAGGCUAAGGAAGAGGCUGGCAAAUGUGUAGUGACUCAAGACGAGUGUCAGGUGAAGCUGGACCACUUCAGUCUGCUGAGCAGCAUACAGUGUCGUCCUGAUUCACACUUUAGCAAGAAAUGGAUCCAGAUAGCUGUGUUCAGCAGUCCACUGCAACCGGACGUUGACCAUUACCAGAUCAGGGUAUACUUUCUGAACAAAACACCAUGUGCGUUGGAGUGGGCAAUCAACAAUGAGUCUCAGUUUGGUAGUAAAAAGUGCUGUCCUGAGAAAGUGUUCCUAUACAGUGGUAAUGCUGAGGAUAUGUUACUGUCAAUUGCCUACUUAUCUGAAAGGUGGGCAUGCAUUGACGGAUGUGAGACCCAGAGGGUCCCAUUUAUAAACAUUUGGCACGGGAAGUGCCCUCACCUAUCUAUGUGUUUCAAAAGAAUUGGCGACUACAGCCUGAGAGCUGAAGAAAUCAACAUCCACCUCCUCGCAUACCAGGACGGGCGCGACAACGAAAGCGAGAGGUUAAUCAUCCAUAUGACUGAAAUUCAUAAAGGAUUAUCGGAAUCUGGUCUCAAAAACGUCACAAUACGGAUCCCUGGAUCCAACCCAUGCAGUACCGGAGCAUCGAUGGUUCAGGUGAGUAGAAAAAAUCACAACGGAACUUCCGUUGAUGUCAGGAUCGACAACCAAGAACCCCACUUCAGUUUGGACGAAGUACAGGCCUCUAUGGCUCAGAGGAACAUUUUUUUCCCUGAUGACCUGAAACGGGAUUUAAUGAUACUUCUUGACCCACGAAGUCCGUUGGGCAACGACUGGAGGGCUUUAGCAUCUCAGCUCUCCCUCGACCAAGUCAUCACGUUUCUUGAGUCAAUAAGGACAAGUCAAACACUGGCUCUCCUCCAGCACAUGGAGCAGAAGGGGGCGUGCAUGGUAUAUCUGCAACGGGUGCUGACUGAUAUAGGGAGGCUAGACGCAUCGAAUUUGGUUGCAGAGUACAUCAAUAACUUGGGAACACAGCAGCAACGUGACACAGUUCCAAAGGUCCCUGUUGAAUCGGAGCUCGUGACCUGAAAGUCCUAUAAUGGUCCAGAUGCUGUGACACUAUGAAUCACAGUUCAUUCGUUGGUCAUGAUCAAAUGUCCAGAAACUUAAUGAAGCUCGGAAACACAGAGAAACUGUCCUUGGAGUAUAUUCUUCUCAUCAGCAAAUAUGAAGAUCUGUGAUCCUCGUGUUGUAGACAAAUGACGCAAAAUGUUUUUUUCUGAAGAAGACAGACGAUUCUGUUCGUCAUGGUUAUGUGAUAGUUGGUUCCUGUGAAACUGAAGGAACGACUAUGUACGUAUAAGGGAAUACGAUACAGUAAAUAACAUGAACACUUACAUUUAAACAACUACUGUCGUGACCAUGCUGACUACAGGAAAGAGUUGACAUUCUUCGAGUUAUCAAUAGUUCGAUACAGCAAUUUCAAUGUGAAUGUUCCUUGCAUAAUAAAGCGCCUUGAGGUGUGUAGUUAAGAGUGGAGGUUUUUCACUACUGCCUUGUUUGGAGACAGUACCCGCUGAAGCAUUACACACAGAUGUAGUAAUAUUAGAGGAAAUCUGUUUGUGUCUUUCGAAAAACUGCACCCAAAUCAGCUGACACAAAUCAUGAGAUUAGACAGUUAACACUUGGAUAACCAAGAAACAGUGUACCGUUAAAUUGGACUAUAUUCUAGUUUCUGCGAAAUUCUACUGUUACUAGAAGCUGCGAAUUCACUGUUUUAUCGUGAAUUCAGUUGGUACGGAUACAUAAUCUGAAUUGCUACGUGUUAUCUAUGGUUUUCAUGGAGGGCGGAUGUGUGUGUUUUUAUGUUUGUUUGUUUGGGUUUGUGUUUUGUUGUUGUUGUUGUUGUUGUUUGUUUUGUAUUUUGACUUUAUUUGUGUUUAGGGAUUGUUUUUUGUUUGUUUAAACGCCGAGCUCAGUAAUAUUUCAGCUGUAAUUAUGAUCGUAGUCAUAUUUUGAAACUUAAUCCAGUCAUUACUCUCUUCUACGCAUCGUAUACGGUGUCGUACAUUACCCAUGUCAGUGAGCCUAACCAACUGGUCCCAAUAUUCAUCUCCAGCGAGAUAUGAUUUGCUGAAGAUCUCUUCCGACACGAAUCUCAACGGGCAUUUUUCCACAUAGUUUUAAUUAGGUGUUAUAACAGUUCAGUAACUGCCUUGUAAAUAAAUUAGUAUUGAAUGUGAUACCUAAAUAGAACUUGAUGUUUGGUGAUAUCACAAACGUGGAAUACAAAGACACUUUUAUUUAGACCAAAGCAGUAUGUUGACUAAUAUUCUUAAGAAAAAUUUUAACGUAAUCCACUGUGGACGUUAAGUAAUCCUCUAAUCUGAGGUGUUUUCAAGACUCCUGACGGAAAGAAAAUAUAUAAAAUUAUUAAGAAGAAGAACGUUCGCAAUUUAACAGAGAAUACUAUGGUUUAACAACUCAUAGAUGCAUUUGUUGUACGAUUGCAUUUCUAAAAUCGCAAAGCAUUUUUCCUCCAAACCGGCAUCCUAUUGGGUAUCCAUAUCAGGGAACUGAACAAACAGGGAUAAGUAUUUAUUCUUUACAAACAAAUUUUAAAUACGGGAUAUUUAUUUGAUUAGACUUCAGAAGGACAAAUAUCAUAUGACAGCCUGAGGGUAUUAUCUUUAUACCUGUUUUUCCCACAGCAAUCCAUUUCCACCCGCGCAAUACAGGGGGCAUGGGAGAGACAGACUGACUGGGGUGUUAUUGGUAGUUGGAUGUUCAAGUGUUCGCUUUGAGAGCUUCCUUGAUUCGUUCUACUUGAAUCAAUGCGUCGUGAUGUUUUGUUGUCUGUGUAAGGGUAAAGUAAAUGACCAACGUAAGUCUAAGAUGAUGAAGUAGCAAGCACACACUCGCAAGCGUCAUGUUAUUCACAAUAAAGAAGUUGACAUCCAUAAACCUUGCUUUUCUUAUGAAAUACCCUUCAAAGAUUUCAACAACAGUCUAUUAACGAACUCUGAUUUUCAUUAAUAAUUCAAUGAAAGUUUUUACAUUAAUUUACCUUUCGAGACAAGUGAAAUAAGUUUGGAUUGAUUAUUUUUUACGUUGACAUCUUAUUUUUUAUAAAUACAUUUUGCGUUUGUGCGUCAUGUAUGGAAAGCUAUUUCACAUUUGUCUUGUGUGUUGUGCAUGUAACAUAACAGCUGUUUCGCACUGAUUGUUAUCGACUGUCACUCAGAAGGGAUAUUGUCGUAAUCACCGUUUGCAUCGAAAUGUCCAUGGCCUCGCUGUUAAAUAUAUGAAAAGGAUCCGGGUUAGAAUUGAUAUUCAGUAACCCAUGCUCGUCGUAAAAGGCGACUAACAGGAUCGGGUGGUCCGGCUCCUUGACUUGGUUGACACAUGUCAUCGUACCCCAAUUGCGUAGAUCGAUCCGAUCACUGGAUUGUCUGGUCCAGACUCGAUUAUUUACAUACCGCCUUCAUAUAAUAUUGUAAUAUUGCUGAGUGCGUUAAACAACAAACAAACAAACAAACAAAAUAUGUGAAAAGCGGAAAGUGUUUACAAUAACAAGUGGCGUAAAUGGGAAUCUUAAAGAGUUAUGCAUGUUAAUCUGAGCUUGACGGUGUGUAAUAUUACGCUUGCAAAUAUUUAUAUGAUGUUCAGACACUUUU